AUGGUCUUUGGUGUUGCGCUAGACAACAUUUGGAGAGCUAGGAAUGUCUUGGUAUUCGAAAGAAUUGGAACUACAGCAGCAGUGGUGAAGAGGCAGAUCCUAAAUGUGGUUAAAGAUUUGAGAUUGGCAGCAAGCCUUCAUGUCUCUCCAAACUCCCAUGGUAAGAUUACUAGAACUGUUUCUGUCAAUUGGUCUCACCCUCCUGAAGGGUGGAUCAAGAUUAAUUCCGAUGGAUCUUGCAUCCAAACAGAUCAUCGUGCAGCUUGCGGUGGUGUGAUCCGCGACCAUGAGGGAAGAAUUGCUAGAGCAAAAGGAUACUCCAAGAUCCUGUUAGAGAGUGAUUCAGAGGUUGCUAUUGGGCUCCUAAACAAAGGAUGCCAUCCAACUCACCCUUGCGGCUCGUUGGUUAAAGAAAUUGCCCACCUUGUUGGUCAAGACCAUAACUUCCAUUGGAGACAUGUGUUCAGAGAAUCCAAUUCAGUAGCAGACGCAUUUGCAAAGAAUGGUCUCUCCAUGAUCGACAAUUAUAGGCUCUUUGAGACUCUUCCAACUUUUUGUAUUGUUCCUUUCAUGUUUGAUUUCUGCAAUACCUUGUAUCUGAGGUCUUGA
Lotus japonicus is the source of this 609-nucleotide messenger RNA. RefSeq lists its product as uncharacterized. The record is from RefSeq and is a predicted model, not a curated record. Gene Ontology annotation, molecular function: nucleic acid binding; RNA-DNA hybrid ribonuclease activity. Lineage: Eukaryota; Viridiplantae; Streptophyta; Magnoliopsida; Fabales; Fabaceae. The transcript is spliced from 2 exons. The coding region runs from base 1 to 609 and encodes 202 amino acids.